AUGAUGAGAAAAAUAUCAUAACAGUAGAAACAAUCAGAGCUGAUGCUGGAAGCCCUUUGCAGUUUGAUCCUCUGCCACUGUUGUUACCUCGUGUGCCACAAACUAAAAUGCCCUCAGUGACAUCAAAUCUGUGCCCAAAAACCAGAUGUGGCCGCAAAAGCAAAAAGAGAAGAAAAACACCUCAAGUAAAUCUCUCUCAAGGGUUAAGUAGUGGCUCUCAACAUAAUCUAAAUGGCUUGAUGGUGAUACAUGGGAUCCAGUUACAGCAAAGGAAUCUGCCUGUAAUGGAGAAAACAUUGGACCUGGAUGACAAACGGCCAGGCUCCAGUUCCAUCCUCUCUCCCAGGGUGUGGCCAAACCGUCCUCUAGAGCUCAGCACAUCAUCCCUGUCACGCUCGACAAGAAGGCGAAACCCACCACCACGUACCCUGCAUCCCAUCAACACAAGCCACUCUCGUACUGGGACCCCAGGGUCUGUGGACGAUGUCUUCAGGGGAACUCGAUUUCUGACUGCACAUGAGCACCUGACCUCACCCUCCCCGCUGCCGCUAAGCCGAAAUAAUCUCCUACCACCUAUUACUACCACCAGUGUGGCAGAGCAUGUGAGCACUGCAGGAUCCCAGAGGCAAACGAAAUCUCGAAGGAACUCAAGUCGAGCUCACAGUGUAACAACACACGAAGAUACCCACCAGCAGCUACAGGAGCAGCUUUCCUUACCUGAUCGCUUCUCCAGGCCUAACACAACCAACGCAUUCUUGCCAGAUCCACAGCACCGCCGUUCUUGCACUGUUAUUGAUUAUAGUAAUCAAUCUUGGACAAGCAGAGGAUCAACAGCUUCAGGUCUUCAGCUGCAUGGUUCUGUGAAAGCCCGCAGUCGAAGUGGAUCAGUGACAAAAAGCAAACAGGGGUUCUGA
Messenger RNA from Fulmarus glacialis (Northern fulmar), 914 nucleotides. It is a transcript of the gene FAM149B1, whose product is annotated as family with sequence similarity 149, member B1. Lineage: Eukaryota; Metazoa; Chordata; Aves; Procellariiformes; Procellariidae. The annotation marks the transcript as partial. The record is from RefSeq and is a predicted model, not a curated record. The transcript is spliced from 8 exons. Gene Ontology annotation, biological process: protein localization to cilium; cilium assembly.